GGCGGCGGCGGCGGCAGCGCGGACUUGCCCCCGGACGGCAAGGGCAACAUGGAAGUGAAAGAUGGAAACGCAGCCCUUCUCAGCAAUUAUGAGGUCUACAAGUUGCUGACUGACCUGAAGCAACAGCGCCGAGAGACUGGGAAGAACAAGCAGAGUGCUGGCCAGCAGAAUCUGAACACAAUCAUGUAUGAAACACUGAAAUACAUAUCUAAGACACCAUGUAAGUUCCAGAGUCCUGAGAUUGUAAGAGAUUUCCUCGUAGCACUGAAAAAUCACAAGUUAACAAAGUAA
Molecule: messenger RNA, 291 nt
Organism: Python bivittatus (Burmese python)
Lineage: Eukaryota; Metazoa; Chordata; Lepidosauria; Squamata; Pythonidae
Source: RefSeq, a predicted model, not a curated record